Molecule: messenger RNA, 2691 nt
Organism: Striga hermonthica
Lineage: Eukaryota; Viridiplantae; Streptophyta; Magnoliopsida; Lamiales; Orobanchaceae
Source: the annotation of a GenBank genome assembly
AUGAUACUCGGCCGCAGCCUCCUCACCUGGAACCCACCGCCGCGGCCGCAUCUGAAACUGUCCCGCCCCACCGCCGCCACGUCCCGCGUUGCCCUAUCUGCUGAGCCGGAGACCGAACGAGUCAAACUCGCCGAGUCACUCCAGUCCGAGACCCUCAAAAUCCUCGAAUGGCCGUCCGUCUGCACCCAGCUCUCCGCCUUCUCUUCCACCUCCAUGGGCCUCGCGGCAGCGCGUUCGGCACGCAUCCCGUUGGGCCGAAGUCCGGGAGAGACACGCCGUCUCCUGGACCAGACCUCCGCGGCCGUGGCAGUCCCCCAGCCAUUGGACUUCUCCGGAAUCGAAGACGUCUCUCCGAUUGUGGAUGCGGCCGUUUCCGGUGGGAUGCUAUCGAUCAGUGAGCUUUGUUCUGUGAGUAAGACGCUUAGGUCGGCUAGAUCAUUGAUUGAGCAGUUGGAAGAGAUAUCAUCCGAGGGUCAUUCAUACGAGAGGUACUCCCCACUGCUCGAAAUUCUUCAGAAGUGUGAUUUCCUGACAAAGUUGGAGCAAAAAAUAGAAUUCUGUGUAGACUGUAAGUACUCGUUAGUCCUGACCCGAGCUAGUGAAGAAUUGGAAUCAAUUAGGUCUGAGAAGAAAACUAACAUGGAAAAUCUUGAGUCGAUGCUGAAGGAUAUAUCGAGUAAAAUUUUCCGCGCUGGUGGGAUUGACAGACCUCUGAUUACCAAAAGGAGAUCAAGAAUGUGUGUGGCAAUCAGGACUACACAUAGAUAUUUGCUUCCUAGAGGAAUAGUAUUGGGCUCCAGCGGCUCUGGAGCAACUUAUUAUAUGGAACCACGUGAGGCAGUUGACUUGAAUAAUAAUGAAGUGAGGCUAUCGAAUGCUGAAAAGAUGGAGGAGCUAACCAUACUAAGCCUUCUUAGUGCUGAGAUUGCGGAAUUUAGUGAGCAAAUCAAGUAUUUAUUAGAUAGAGUAGUGGAAGUGGAUCUUGCUUUUGCAAGAGCUGGUCAUGCUCGAUGGAUUAAUGGAGUCUGUCCAAAUUUCAGUUCCGACAAUGAAAAUUGUGAGUAUAAUUCGUUUUUGGUGCAUGUAAAUGGUAUGCAGCAUCCUUUGCUUCUCGAGUCUUCACUUAAAAAAACUUCCGUUCUUUCCACUUCAAGGAGUGCAUGUCAUUCGGAUAUAGUCCCCCUUGCCUUGGGUUUUCCCGUCCCCGUUGACUUCAGAAUUGGAAAUGGGGUAAAGGUGAUUGUGAUUUCAGGACCCAAUACAGGAGGUAAAACCGCAUCAAUGAAAACUCUAGGGCUGGCUUCUAUAAUGUUGAAAGCUGGAAUGUACUUACCUGCACAAAGCAAUCCAAGAAUUCCGUGGUUCGAUCUUGUUCUUGCAGAUAUUGGCGACCAGCAGUCUCUAGAGCAGAGCCUCUCAACUUUUAGCGGCCACAUAUCACGAAUUAACAAAAUCCUCAAAGUGGCUUCUGAAAGAUCUCUUGUCCUCCUUGAUGAGAUUGGAAGCGGGACUGAUCCUGCAGAAGGCGUGGCUCUCUCAGCCAGCAUAUUGCAAUAUAUCAAAGACAAAGUAAAUCUGGCUGUUGUGACAACCCAUUAUGCUGAUUUAAACUUAUUAAAAGAGAAAGAUGCACGGUUUGAGAACGCGGCUAUGGAGUUCUCCAUGGAGAGCCUACAGCCAACAUAUCGGAUCCUAUGGGGAAGCAUGGGCGGAUCAAAUGCAUUGACUAUUGCAAAAACAAUCGGCUUUGAUGAAAACAUAAUCGAGCGGGCAAAAUCUUGGGUGAAAAAGCUCACGCCAGAAAAGAUGCAGAAACUCAAUAGUUCGCUGUAUCAGUCUCUUGUUGAAGAGAGAAAUAAACUCGUGGCUCAGGCAGAAAGAGCUACGUCUCUUCAUUCAGAUGUACUGAAGCUUUAUAAUGAGAUCGGUGACGAGGCAGAUGAUCUUGAUGCCCGCGAAGCGGCUCUGAAAACUAAAGAAACCCAACAAGUGCAACAGCAACUCAAGGCUGUGAAGGCCAAGAUCGAUACUAUAGUGCAAGAAUUCGAGAAACAGCUGAGAAAUACGAACCCCGAUGACUAUGGUAAACUUUUGAACGAAUCAGAAUCUGUCAUAGCAUCUGUUGUUAAAGCUCAUCAGCUUUCUGAAAAUCUUCCCGUCGAUAAAAGAAAUAGUUUCUACAUUCCACGAAUUGGGGAGCAAGUCCUUGUAAAAGGUUUAGGAAAUAAGGUGGCCACUGUAGUUGAAGCACCGUCUGACGACAAGACGGUCCUUGUCCAAUAUGGUAAAAUCAGAGCCCGUGUGAGUGCAAGUGGUAUAAGUCCUCUCAAUGGUGAUAAUCGUGUCUCAUCCUCAGUUUCACGCUCAAAAAGACAGGGCCAACAACGGGUCAAAGGACUCAAGAAUCUUUCGGAAAUUAUAAACGAGAACGAGGUUUCCGAUGGUGUUGUUGUCCGAACGUCUAAAAACACGGUGGAUUUAAGGGGAAUGCGAGUUGAGGAAGCUGCUGUCAAACUCGACAUGGCCAUAAAGUUGCGAGGCUCCAAAUCCGUUGUCUUCAUUAUACACGGGACAGGCACUGGCGUCUUGAGGGAGUAUGUACUCGAACGACUUAGAAAACAUCCGCGCAUUGCAAACUUUGAGCAGGAAAGCCUGACAAACUAUGGAUGUACGAUUGCCUACAUCAAGUGA